This is a messenger RNA of Mycena citricolor, 2943 nucleotides long. The record is from the annotation of a GenBank genome assembly. Lineage: Eukaryota; Fungi; Basidiomycota; Agaricomycetes; Agaricales; Mycenaceae.
GUUCCCUCCCGGAAGACAAUUACAGGCGAUGAGAUGGAAAAAGCACAUUGCUAUAAGGAUCAAUCAGCUCAUCGCCUCCUCUCAUCUUCGUUCCUAGUCCCCACCAUUCUCCCGGUCCUUCUGUUCCUUUCUCGGACGCCCACCGCCGAAAGACAAUAGCGCGUAGACGCGCAAUUUUAAAUGACUUCGCGCACCGUGGAACAGGCCUCUUCUUCUCAGCCCACCACCUUCAAUUCCACGGAAAUGCCCCGCUACAGGUCUGGUGCAUCGCGGUCUUCAUCUCCCCCUUCGAAGGCUUCCCACCCCAUCUCGACCGCGUCGCUGUUCACUGCACGGGCUUUCCCUCCGCCUUCGCUGGCUGGAGUGCCUGCCGAAUACAUCGCCCGGCAGCUGCGCGCCCUUGCGCCGCAGUAUUGGAAUAACACUGAAAGCGCUGAUUGCACCAUUGUUAUUCCUGUUCCCCAUGCGCCUGGGAGGAUGGGCUCCCCUGAUCUGCCGAUCUUCUCUAUGUCCAGUGACCCGACGCUCGGGCGACGGGCAACGGAGCCGGCACUGAACGCUGUUCCCCGCAUAUCUCUGAAGCUGCAUGUCGACUUUCUCUGUGCCCAUUCGACUUUCCUGCGAGGCUUGUUCAGUGGUUCCUCGUCCCUCGACCUCAUCGCCUCAUCCUGUCUGUCCGAAUCACCAGCGGCAUCACGCCCCAACGCGCGCGGCAAGUUCUCCGUGCCUGAAAACCGCCGGCCCCGCCUCAUGCCAUGCUCGCCCGACCAUCCGAUCCUGCUCCUCCCCGUGCCCGAUCCGACUAGCAUCCACCUCAUCGUGCACUGGAUGUACUUCGGGAACACUGUCCCUAUCGCCGAGGCGCUGAAGACCGGCUCGGUCGAGUGGGAGGGCCUCGCACGCAACGCCGAGUAUCUCGGCUUGCCUUCUGACAUCAAGGUGUUCCUGGGGAGGUGGUUCCAGAACUGGCUGAGGAUGCGGGCCAGUCGAAUUGACGAAGAGGGGGAGGAAGAUGGCUCUGACUCGGAGGACGGCGAUGAUGUCGACGCCGUGUACUACUCUGGUGACGAUUCCAGUGUUAAAGUUGAGCUCCGCACCAUGGAGGACACAGACUCGAAGCGAGGUCGUCCGCGGCCUCUGUCUAUUGGUUCGGCGCACAGCGUCUAGACUGCAUACAUCCAUGGCACAUUCCACACUCGCAUUGCGUUCGCAGCUCCGAAGUGCCGCGCGCUCUGUACACACAAUAAACAACACGCUCACUGUCGUGGUCAUUCGACUUAUCAUUAUCCAUUAUCGACGCGCCUCGAUCGAGCGCACCCCACUGUCCCUCGGAUUCGACUUCGAACUUUGCUCACUGCCAUUGGAAUCUGCUUUAAGCCAGAGUCCGUUUACUUAUUCGCGUAGCCAUGUAAUACCACCCUUCGUCUUUACCGGCGCUAACCCUAUGAUACAACUAGUAUAACCCUGAAAACAAUUCAACCAAGGAAACGUAGAUAUGAGAAUUUGCUUAUGUGAUGGGACAUCAUUCACGAGGCUCACUCUCUUUCCAUCUCUACCCGCUAUCCAGCAACAUUCCUACCCAUGAAGCCUUCCUCAGCCGCUUCAUCACGAGGUGCUUCAAGAGCUAACGCAAGCAGCAAACACAAGCCUCGAACCCAGAAUCCGAGCACAUGUACCACAGCCCUCAAACCGCUUGUCCUCGUCGACCGUCUCGCCCAACCUGACUCUCAAUCUAGUCUGGGUACGCAAAAGCCCCGGCGCUCUGUCCUCCGCGUCAUCAGCAUGAACACGGCCCAUGCCAAGCAAUCCAUCAAGAAAUCGAUGACCACUGAAGCUAAGGCUGCUGAAGCUACGGACGCCGAAUACGUGUUCGUGGACAGUCCCCGUCCGCGGAAAGCAAGCUCGCUGGUCGUCUCGCCGCAAGAUUCUCCGUGCCCUGCGCCCUCAGCUAAAGCCAAAUCCAUCCCGCCUGCCCGCCCACUGCUCAAGUCUGCGUUCCAGCAAGAGAACGUGUCGCCAGGCAAGCCCGGCUCUCUUGUUCGGCCGCACCGGCACUACUCUUGCUCGACUCCGAAUCUCGCUUCCUCGAAGAACGCUCCGGGCGUGAAACCCAAAUUGAAGCUGCAGCCGCAUCCGCUGGCUAAAAGCCGGCUGCGGAGUGAGAGCUCCAGCGUCACCCGCCGGCCACCCGUCAACAUCGCCCCGAAGAAGAAGAAAGAGGUAGUGAUCCAAACACAAGCGCCGACUACGACUGUGGAUCGUGGCGUGCAAACCGAAGCGCCGGAGAGCAGCAGUAGCGUCGGGUGCCAGACAACAGACCAGAGUGUCCAGUGGCAGCCGGGCGUCCUGUUCUCGAUCUCGCAGGACGAAGUCGUAGCGGCCAAGUCCUCCAAGUCUGCCAUCGACCUCAAGAAACUGAUCAUCAACAUGGGCGUGCUGGAUCACAUCGAGGGCGCGAGCGACGACAAGGACCGGCUGCUGGAUCUCUCUAUGCACGUCAGCGACGAGCUCGGCCAGAUUCUCGCUCAGCGGACGGCCUCGGACACUGGGAAUGGCGUCGUCGAACGUGUGCCGCUGGGUGCGCGAGAUCGGAAUGUUGGCAAACCAUCGCAGGAAGUGAAGCGCAUGAAGAUCGUCGUACCACCGGUCGAUUCGAGCAUUGAGCCGUCGAGGGAUCCAAAGAUCCGCUCGGAGCUGUUAGACUUGAGAGCGCAGGCCAGGGUGUCGUGGGUCAUGUCGUAGGCGAUGGUCCUGCGUGGUUUUCAUCGCAUCUUUUUUGUCCUCUGAUGUAUGUCAUCGAACUCGAAUGAGUGGCGUACAUGCAUGGUUAAUUACUUGAUCUUAUGGUGACGAAGUUAAAGCGAAGAUUAGUCGCGGGCACCGUAGAAUUAUAUUUACUUGAAAAACGGACAGAUUGGCCGAGAAAGACUGGAAGAAGCGAAA